AUUGGAAGAAGUCGUUGCUGUCAUUUGGCUUUCUGGCUUUGACAUAAAGUGCUACCACCUUGAUGUUGAAAGGACCUCGGCAUUUAAUCCUAGAACCCGAUGCUUAGUCGGGACAGCAUACCUUAUGCCGCAGACAAUUAGAUAGAUGUCCCCUUGAGUUGCACAUUUGUCAAGGAACGCGAAUCACGAAAGUAAGCAAAGAUAUUUUACGUGACAACAUAAUUGAAGGACAGUCCAAGGACUAAACCAACUGGCGGCUGUGUGCCGGGUGCCGUGGGUUUUACUAUCAUAUCGAAUACGUUUUAGGAAGCAAAUCUCGAAAAGCCAUAGAUAGAAAGGCAAGCCAUGGAUAGCCCGUUCUCCCACGAGCUGCAAAUAGCGAUUCGCGCGGUGCAGUCAGCAGCCAAGAUCAGUCAAUGGGUUCUAUCGUCCGACGACAAAGGCACCGUCGAGAAAGAUGACCUGAGCCCCGUUACCAUUGCCGAUUUCGCCAUCCAGGCCCUCUUGACAAGCACCGUAUAUGCCAUUUUCCCGGAUGAUAAGUUCGUCGGGGAAGAGUCGGCCGCAGAGCUUCGGGACAACCCACUUCUUCUAAACCGUGUCUGGGAGCUUCUUCUCCGACUGCAGGAUGACGAAGCCAGGUCUUUGUGUAAACUGCCCCGGUCGCCUGAAGAAAUGUGCGAAAUGAUAGACAGGUGCGGCUUUGGCGAGCCUGGUGGCUCGGAAUCUGGCCGAAUUUGGGUCUUCGACCCUAUCGAUGGGACCAAGACUUUUGUACGGCGUGAAGCAUAUGCCAUCAACGUCGCGCUUCUUGAGGGUGGCAAGCAAGUUCUCAGCGUUGUCGGCUGCCCAACACUGCCGGCAAACGCCACUGGGUGUAUUGACAACACUACCUUUGACCCAACGGGGUCUAUUGUCUUUGCCGUGAAAGGUCAUGGAACCUACAUUCGUGCCCUUGUUGAGACAGCGGGCGAGGACAUCUUGGUCCGAAGAAUCGAGCCAUUCGCGGCAUCUAUGUCUCUUGCAGACUUGCGCCCUGUCUCAUGCUACCAUAUGUUAGACUCUGGAGUAGACGAAGCACAUGAGGCGAUUUUUACUAGACUUGGCAUCACUACCAGGGGCUGCGACUUCCUUGCCUGGGUCCUACGCUGGGUCACGCUUGGGAUCGGUCUAGCAAACAUCACAGUUUGGGUGUACAGGAAACGUGAACGGACCGGUAAAGUUUGGGAUCACGCUGGGGCCAUGUUACUCUUCGAGGAAAUUGGUGGCAAGAUCACAGAUGUAGAUGGGAAAGACAUUGACUUGACUGCAGGGCGUAAGUUGACUGGAAAUCAUGGUUUCGUCGCUGCGCCAAGGGGCGUGCAUGAUAUAGUUCUGAAGACGGUGCACGACGUGCUCUAUGAACAAGGCAAAGCAAACCUUCUGGCUUAGUUCCUUUGUCCCUGACAUGACAUAGCAUUCGUAAAGUUAUGGCCUCUAGACGAGAGUUGUCUAAAUAUUUAGAAAUGAAGCUACUGCACAACUGACCUAGAGUAACAGCUGAAACUGACGAAAAAGCUUGAUAUGCAGAGGGGCCUAGUGAAACUAGUGGCAGGUGAAGGAU
Molecule: messenger RNA, 1603 nt
Organism: Xylaria bambusicola
Lineage: Eukaryota; Fungi; Ascomycota; Sordariomycetes; Xylariales; Xylariaceae
Product: carbohydrate phosphatase
Exons: 3
Coding region: 346-1431 (361 amino acids)
Biological process (GO): sulfate assimilation
Molecular function (GO): 3'(2'),5'-bisphosphate nucleotidase activity
Source: RefSeq, a predicted model, not a curated record